Messenger RNA from Phascolarctos cinereus (koala), 3115 nucleotides. It is a transcript of the gene NCF2, whose product is annotated as neutrophil cytosolic factor 2. Gene Ontology annotation, molecular function: superoxide-generating NADPH oxidase activator activity; protein binding. Gene Ontology annotation, biological process: superoxide anion generation; respiratory burst; phagocytosis. NCBI's taxonomy places the organism in Eukaryota, Metazoa, Chordata, Mammalia, Diprotodontia, Phascolarctidae. Gene Ontology annotation, cellular component: NADPH oxidase complex. The record is from RefSeq and is a predicted model, not a curated record.
CUAAAAGGUGAGGAUACUUCCUGACCUGUUUACAACACAGAGAAGUCAGCUUGGGGAAGACUAGAUCUGCUUUUGAGACCCACUUGAAAGAAGAAAGAAAAAAAAGGGCCCUUGGCCCUGCCCCGUGGAGAAUUCGGGAGCCAAGGAGACACAGCAGGGACCAGUCUUUGGUAGGAAAGAUUUCCUCUCCGCUGAGUGCUUUCUCUUCUGCCUCUGCUCUGCCUACUCAGAGUCGCUCUUCGGGAACAGUCUGUGGUCUCUUCCUCUCAGUUCUCCUCUGGCCAUGUCCUUAGCUGAGGCAAUCCGUCUUUGGAAUGAAGGGGUGCUGGCAGCAGACAAGAAGGACUGGCUUGGAGCCUUGGAGGCCUUCAGUGAAGUUCAGGACCCCCAUUCCCGGAUCUCCUUCAACAUCGGCUGCAUUUACAUGAUUCUAGAAAACCUGCAGGAGGCAGAAAAGGCCUUUACCAGGAGCAUAAGCCGAGACAAACAUUUAGCAGUGGCUUAUUUCCAGCGAGGGAUGGUUUUUUAUAGGAUGGCGAAAUAUGACUCAGCUCUUCAAGACUUGAAAGAGGCAUUGACUCAGCUCCGAGGGAACCAGCUGAUAGAUUACAAGAUCCUGGGGCUGCAGUUCAAGCUGUUUGCCUGUGAGGUGUUAUAUAACAUUGCUUUCAUCCAUGCCAAGAAAGAGGAAUGGAAGAAAGCUGAGGAGCACUUGGCACUGGCCAUGAGCAUGAAGACAGAAGCUAGACACUCCAAAAUUGACAAAGCUAUGGAAGCUGUCUGGAAACAGAAGCUGUAUGAGCCGGUGGUCAUUCCCGUGGGGAAACUGUUCAGACCUAAUGAGAAGCAAGUGGCCCAGCUGGCCAAGAAGGAUUACUUGGGCAAAGCGACGGUUGUAGCAUCUGUAGUGGAUCAAGACAGUUUCUCAGGAUUUGCCCCUCUGCAACCCCAGAUGGCUGAACCUCCCCCAAGACCCAAAACACCAGAAAUCUUCAAGGCCUUGGAAGGAGAAGCACAUCGGGUGCUAUUUGAGUUCACACCUGAGACAUCAGAGGAACUCCAAGUCUUGCCAGGAAAUAUUGUCUUUGUCCUGAAGAAAGGAAAUGAUAACUGGGCCACGGUCAUGUUCAAUGGGAAGAAAGGACUUGUCCCUUGUAAUUACCUGGAACCUGUUGAACUCCGGAUCAAUUCUCAACUUCAAAACCAGGAGGAAACCUCUCCAGAUUCCGAUAUUCCAGCACCACCUAAUUCCAGAGCUCCUGAACAGCCUCACAUGCUCCCAGGCACAAAGCAACCAGAAGAGCAGAGAGACCUAAAGCUCAGUGUUCCCACACCGUAUACCCUCAAAGUGCACUACAAGUACACAGUGGCUAUAGAGAUUUGUCCUGGGCUUCCCUACAGUGAGAUCUUGGACAUGGUGUGCAAAAAACUGGAGCUGCUCCCCAAGCACACUAAGCUGAGCUAUCGGCCUGGGGAUGACAAGGGCCUCAUCACCCUUUCAGAGGAAAACAUGAAGAAUGUGUGGAGCCACGUGAAAAACUAUUGCCUAACUCUCUGGUGUGAAUACACAGUGGGUGACCAAGGCUUUCCAGAAGUACCAGAGAAAAAAGAAAAUCAUAAUAGCCAUGUGACAGAACCUCAACAGAAAGAAGGAAACCAAGUGUUGGCACUAUUCAAUUAUGAAGCUUCACAACCAGAGGACCUGGAAUUUCUAGCCGGAGAUGUGAUCCUGGUGUUAUCAAAAGUGAAUGAUGAAUGGCUGGAAGGAGAAUGCAACGGGAAAGUGGGCAUUUUCCCAAAAGCUUUUGUUGAAGAAUAUGCAGCUACGGACCCAGAAGGCCAGGCUCUGAAAGCUUAGGCAAAGAAGUUGGAAGAGGAGCUGAAAUUCUGAGUAUUUCAAAGAUGCACAACAGUUGGUGUGCUACAAUGCCAUUUGGAGAAUGUUAACCUGUUUUCCUUGUAAAGCUUUAUCUGAUGUUUUUCUCCUUCAUUAAAAAUCUUGUUACUUAAGUAGUCAGGACCUGGAUAAUGAGUGGUGUUUCUAGGGAACAAGGCAUUUGAUCUGAUUUGAGAAACAUUGGAGUCCUUGUUUUACAACGUCUAUCACUAGCAUCUCUUCAUUCCCUUGUAGUCCCUGAGGGUGUUAAGUAUCAGAAGCCCAGUUCCUGAAGGUUCGAAUACAAGAAUGGCACUAUUAGCCAAGUAGUAAAAGAAAACUAUUCUCAGGAAGCCAGAGUAUUCUAAGUUAAAAUCUUUAGAUUAAAAUUUACCAAGCACCUUCUUCAGAACCACUUUGAGAGGUAGCUUGUACAAGUAUGAGAUAGUAUAAGGAAUUGAAUCCUAUUGUGAUUUCAAUGUCACGAGGAUUCCUAGAGUGAGGAAAAUCCCUCUACCAAUGCAAGAUGGCACCUCCUCUGCAACCUAGAUUCUUAGGGCUUACCAGAGCACGGAGAGAUUAAAUAACUAGCCGGAUUAUCACAAAACCAGGAUGUUUCUAAUGCAAGACUUGAAUGAACCCAGGUCUUCCAGCUAUCUGGCAUGCCAAUGGCUGCUGAAGUUUUGCAAAGUGAUUUCCUUAAAUCUUAAUUUCCUUAAACUGUGUAAGGGAUAUUGUACAAACAGUAGAAUUCCCAGGAGGAAACUGUUCCUGGGUGGCAAACAAACUAGGCCCUGGUCUCACAGGUAGUAAAAGUAGGGGAAGGGGUAGAAGAAGAGAGAUUUCAACCUACACCGCCUGGACUCACAUUUCACACUCUUUCCAUGUGACCACAGUGGUUUUCUAUUAUUCUCAUUUUAGUAAUGAGCAAACGAAGUCUCAAGAGAAGUUAAGUGACUUACUUGUCUUGCUCUUAAGACACAUUUUGAUGGAAUCCAGUAUUCCUUUCUCCACCAAACUCUUCUGGCCUACCCUCAAUAGCUUUACUUUAGUUUCUUUGGUUUUGUCAUGAAACUCAAUUGUUCACCUUUUAAAUGUUAUCUUUUUCUUGCUGAUGGGCUAAUUCUGUUAAGUUCAUCCCAAAGUUUUUCAUGUCCAUAUAACAAUGAACUACAGCUGUAAAAUAUCAGUUUCCUAAUGUACUUUUAGAAUAAAUCAAUCAAAGUGAAGGGCUAUAAA